Molecule: messenger RNA, 939 nt
Organism: Conger conger (European conger)
Lineage: Eukaryota; Metazoa; Chordata; Actinopteri; Anguilliformes; Congridae
Product: trace amine-associated receptor 1-like
Exons: 2
Coding region: 1-939 (312 amino acids)
Biological process (GO): G protein-coupled receptor signaling pathway
Cellular component (GO): membrane
Molecular function (GO): trace-amine receptor activity
Source: RefSeq, a predicted model, not a curated record
AUGAGCGAAGAUUUAUACUUCUGUUAUGAGUCUCUGAAUAAGUCUUGCCCGAAGAUCAUCUAUCCAACAGUGAUACGGGUUCUGCUGCAUAUUUUCUAUAUGGUCGUUAUUGUUAUAACUUUGUGUGGAAACCUCCUUGUCAUCAUAUCCAUUGCUCACUUCAGACAGCUGCACACUCCAACCAACUACCUCAUCCUCUCUCUGGCAGUGACUGACUUCCUUAUGGGAGGCUUCAUCAUGCCUCCUUAUAUGGUACAUAUUAUUGAAUCAUGCUGGUAUUUUGGAGAUGUGUUCUAUCGAUAUUAUGCAGUUUGUCAACCCCUCCACUACCAAACCAAGAUCACCACUUGUGCCGCAGUGAUCAUGAUCUUAGUCUGCUGGAGUGUUUCUGUCUGUGUUGGGUUUGGGAUGAUAUUUCUUGAACUCAACAUUUUGGGCAUUGAAGAUUUUUAUUAUGAAAAUGUUGCUUGUGUAGGAGGCUGUAUUCUAUUCCAGUCUCAGGCAUCAAGUUCAAUAUCUUCCAUUCUCUCUUUUUACAUCCCUGGGUUCAUUAUGAUGGUCAUAUAUCAGAAGAUUUUCCAUGUUGCACAGAAGCAAGCCCAGUCUAUUCACAUUGCCUGUAACAAUGUGCACUCUGAAAACAGCACACCAUCAAGCAACAAGGAGCGAAAGGCUACAAAGACCCUGGCAAUUGUAAUGGGGAUAUUCUUGUCAUUCUAUGCACCCUUUUUUAUGUGUAACCUAAUUAAUCCAUUCAUUAAUUAUUCCAUUCCAGUUGUGUUACUUGAAAUACUUUUCUGUAUUACCUAUUUAAAUUCAACAUGUAAUCCUGUUAUUUAUGGUUUCUACUAUAGUUGGUUUAGGAAAGCAUUCAAAAUUAUUAUUUUUGGUAAAGUAUUUCAAGCUGAUUCCUCAAGUGCAAAUUUGUCCACAGAGUAA